AUGAUUUCCACUGUGGUGAGUGUUUUUGACAUGUUUCCAACUAAAUUAGCUUCUGUCCGUCAGUUUUCUCAUUCUGCAAAAGAUGAUGAAAUAUGAAAUGGUUCAAAAUUCAAAAUGACCAAAAACCAGACGAGGCUUUUUGAAGCCGGAGCUUUGCAGACUAUUUGGACUGGAUUGACGUAUCUUGGGUCCAAGUCUCCGACCGAUCGGACUAUUUUAUGUGGAUUAGAGGCCGAAAAGAUUGGGUUUUUACGAGAAUAAGGCCAAAAAAUUCGAAAAGCCUGCAGCCCAGCCGUGAAAAUGACAAAGAAUACGUGCUGUUUGGAAGCAUAAUUACCAUGAAUUCGGGGCGGAUCUUCCGAGAUCAAACACGGAAAAUGCUUAUUUUUUGCAGCGCUCCUCCCUGGCGUACCAGCUGCUUCUCAAUCUUCAGAAGACACUUUCCCUCGUCUAUUUCCUCGUCAUUUUCAUCCUUUUCUUCUACAAAGGCAGGUAUUUCGUCCCGGGCUCCUUGGUUAAAAGCAUUUCAGGCUCAAUUUUACCUUAUCAGCGGUAUGUUCGAGUUAUGGAAUUCUUCAUUAUUGUGCCUUUCAUUCCUAUUGAAUACUUGAGGAUUAAUUGGGGUAAGCAGUAGAAAUAAUUUCAAAGAGAGACGGACAAUCAAAGUUUUCAGCAAGUCGAGGGAAUCUGCUGGAAAGUUCUGCGUUUCUUGUCCUCACGAGUUUUCUUUCCAUUCCGAUCAUACUCAUUUUGGUUUACGUGGCGUUCUUCCAGAACUAUGGUAAGACAUUCCAAACAGCUCACAAAAGUUCAAUCUUCUCAAUUUUCAGUUCUAUUCAUCGAGGAGAUAAUCACAUUCGUCCUUGGUUUCUUCGUUAUACUGGAAACGGUUCUCGCCGUUGUACUUUCCAUCACUUUUUCCUCGUCAGGGUGAGAAAGAUGCCGUUCAGAUCUCUUUUAAAGUGAUUUUUUUUUUGAUUUUCAGAGCACCAGCUGGCAGCCAACACACAUCAUAG
Molecule: messenger RNA, 1016 nt
Organism: Caenorhabditis sp. 36 PRJEB53466
Lineage: Eukaryota; Metazoa; Nematoda; Chromadorea; Rhabditida; Rhabditidae
Source: the annotation of a GenBank genome assembly